Culicoides brevitarsis is the source of this 2518-nucleotide messenger RNA. RefSeq names its product homeobox protein homothorax (gene hth). The record is from RefSeq and is a predicted model, not a curated record. The transcript has 6 exons. The coding region runs from base 393 to 1163 and encodes 256 amino acids. Lineage: Eukaryota; Metazoa; Arthropoda; Insecta; Diptera; Ceratopogonidae.
AAAUUAAAAAAAAAAAUAAACAAUAAAGUAUACCAAAAAUAAUAAAUGUUAUAAAUAAUAUAUUUAUUAAAAAUUAAAUAAUAAUAAAAAAAAACGAAGUAUACUGGACUUAAUAAAAAAAAUUGGAUAAAAAAAUAUUCAUGUAUACAAAAAAUUUACGAGCCACAAUAAUAAUAUUAAUAAAAACUUUUAUAUAAAAAAGACACAAAAAUUAAACUUAUUAUAGGACUCUGAUAAGAGAUAUUAAUUAAUAUAAAUAUUAAUAUUACAAAACUUAAAAAAAAAAUAACUUGAAAAAGGCCGAAAAAUAAAACAAGGCCUUGUUCUAAAUUAGUUGUUUUCUUUAGUAUAAAGUGGCAGAUAUAGACUUUGAAGCCACACCAAGAGCAUUAAUGGCUCAACCUAGGUACGAUGACGGCCUACAUGGCUAUAUGGAAUCCGGUGCAGCAGCAAUGUACGAUCCACACAGCGGGCAUCGGCCUCCGGGAUUGCCGGGCCUACCUCCUCAUCAUUCGCCACACAUGAGUCAUGCCGCCGCCGCUGCAUCCGUUGGCAUGCAUGGCUACCAUGGCACAUCUAGUCAUGUAUCUCCCGCUAAUAAUCAUAUGGGUGCUGUACAACCAGAUGUACACAAACGUGAUAAAGAAGCUAUUUAUGGCCACCCACUAUUUCCUUUACUUGCACUAAUAUUUGAAAAAUGUGAAUUAGCGACAUGUACGCCACGAGAACCAGGUGUUGCCGGAGGCGACGUUUGCUCAUCUGACUCAUUCUCGGAAGAUGUAGCUGUUUUCAGUAAGCAGAUACGACAAGAAAAACCUUACUACACAGCAGAUCCUGAAGUCGAUUCACUUAUGGUACAAGCAAUACAAGUACUAAGGUUUCAUCUGUUAGAACUUGAAAAAGUGCAUGAAUUAUGUGACAACUUCUGUCACCGAUAUAUAUCAUGUUUGAAGGGUAAAAUGCCAAUAGAUUUAGUGAUUGACGAACGGGACACCACCAAACCACCAGAAUUAGCCGGUACAAAUGGCGAAGGCAGAAGUAAUGCCGAUUCAACAUCACACACUGACGGAGCUAGUACACCAGACGUUGUGAGUACCCCCUUCGCGGGAGCACAUGGUCCUAUAUUGGCGAGCUACAAUGCGGUGGUGCACCCAUGUUCGUAGUACGAUUAUGACCUUCUUGCAAAAACGAAGCGGGUGCUCACAAUGCCCUGGGAUAUUAUGGCCAGAACUUCGAUAGAUCGCGCUGAAUAAAAAAAUAAAAUAAAAAUAAAAAAAGUUCAUAUACAAAAAAAAUUCUAUAUAAAAAAAAUCUUUGUCACAAAAAUAUAAAAAAAUAAAAAAUAAUGAAAAUCAAAAAAAUUGUCAAAAAAAAAAAAUGUUCAAGGUUGACAACGCGCCGAAAAUAUAACAAAACCAAAAAAAUAAAAAAAAAAUAAAUAAGAAGAAAAAUUAUACAACACACAAGUUCAUACGUAAAAAUUGGCUGUAAAAUAAAUAAAAAUAGCUUGCUUUCUUUUUAAUUUUUUUCCCGUAAAAAAAACGCCGCAUGGCAAAAAAAACGGGAAAAAAGUUAAAAUUAAACUAACGAUACGUACAAAACGGAUGGAUAAUAGCUCCAACUAGCCAUCAAGCGUCUUCUUCGCCCGAACUAAUCAAAUUUUCUAAAUAAUGAAAGGUGAGAUACACGUGUUCGUUCGCGACACCUCAUCCAAGAUAUGGAAAAAAUUUGUGUUACAAACGGUGAGAGGCAAUUGAGAGUUGUUUUUAAAAAAAAAUAUUUGAAACUUCCUGGAAGUGACAAUUUAACGGCGAGCAAAUUGGUCUCUUAUCCAUCCACACGUACGUCUCGUUAAUAGCUGUGUUAAAAAAAAUUACAAAAAAAAAAAAAAAUAAAUGAGGAGCAAAGUGUAAUAAAAUUAAAAAAAAAAUAUGAAAAAAAGAAAAAAUAGUGAAAAGUGUUCAUGUGCUUGAAACGACAGAGAAAAAUAUGAGCGACGAUAAAAAGAAGUGGAUGAUGAAAGAAAAAUAAACUUCGUUUUUGCAAGAGAGGCCCAUAUAGCUCGCCAAUAGAGAAUCAUUUUAUAUAUUAAUCUUUAACUUUUAUUUUUUAUUUUUUUUUAAACUCUUAAAUUUUUUUUUGAAUGAAACUGCAAUGAUGGUACACGAGAAGAGGAACUUUCCAUCGUUGGGUCAAAAAUUAUUUUUAAAUUAAUUUCAGAUUUUUAAAUAUUUUUUCUUUACAGACCCCCUCACUCGCCAUCAUUGUAGGAAAAAUUCAUGUAGUAAUUUUUUUUUACUUCAUCUGCAUUUUAAAAAAAAUCUUAAAUAAAACUUCAUUGAAAAAAAAUGAUUCUCUAAAAAAAAAAAAAUAAUUCGCCAAAAAAUCUCUCCUCCGCCAAUCGUUUGUACUGUCUGUUUGUAUGUGAAAGAUCAAAAAAUUUUUCAAACCCUAAAUGCAAAGAAACGAUAUACGUAAUUAAUUAAUUGACUGAUUGCUGCUAAUAUUAUUAUAUAUU